Messenger RNA from Chilo suppressalis (striped riceborer), 5829 nucleotides. The record is from the annotation of a GenBank genome assembly. NCBI's taxonomy places the organism in Eukaryota, Metazoa, Arthropoda, Insecta, Lepidoptera, Crambidae.
CUCGCGCAGUGUCGGAGAACGCGCCCGACCGUCCGUUCGAAGCGUUGGACUUUCGAGUGGCGACGUACGCUAGCCUAGCGUGUUUUCAUUAUUGAUGCAAAAGUUCCACGAUGGUAGAUCAUAACGAGAAAUUGUUACAGGAGUUGCAAAAGAAAAGUGGAAAUAAUGUGUGUGCCGAUUGUGGAACGGAAGAUCCCGAUUGGGCUUCGUACAAUCUCGGCAUCUUCAUAUGCAUGCGUUGCGCAAGCAUACACCGCGGGAUGGGUGCGCACAUCAGUAAAGUGAAGCAUUUAAACCUCGACAGAUGGGAAGACUCCCAAGUGCAACGCAUGAAGGAAGUCGGCAACUUGGUGGCAAAGUUGAAAUAUGAAGAACGAGUACCCCCGUGUUACAGAAGACCGACGAGACAUGACCCACAAGUGUUGAUCGAACAAUGGAUCAGAGCUAAGUAUGAAAGAGAAGAAUUUUGUCAUCCCGAACGUCUGAGUUACCUUUCCGGUACCAUGGAAGGUUUUCUGAUGAAGAGGGGGAAAGAAGACAGCCGAUACCAAUUAAGGAAAUUCGUGUUGAGCGAAAACGAAGACACACUGAAGUACCACCACGCCUCAGACAGCUGCGGCCGUGCCGCGAGUUGUCUCGAACGGUUAUUCGAUCAUCUUCGUGUCAAAAACCUUGGUCGAUGGAGGUACCACGUCCGUGAACACAGAGAACCAAAGGGUAUUCUCAAACUAUCUGAACUAAAUGUAUGUUUUGCCCCAGCUAAAAUUGGUCACAUGAACUCUAUGCAGUUGACUUUCAUGAAGGAUGGCUCCACCCGCCAUAUAUACGUAUACCAUGACGAGCAAGAAGUCAUAAACAAUUGGUACACGGCAAUCCGUUGCGCGCAAUUGCAUUUGCUCCAAGUGGCUUUUCCCUCAAUUGCUCAAUCCGACCUCGUCCUUCGUCUACCCAAAGACUUCGCCCGCGAAGGAUGGCUCUGGAAGACAGGACCGAAGCCUUCAGACGCUCAUAGAAGGCGUUGGUUCACGUUAGACAACAGGAAGUUGAUGUAUCACGAUGAGCCGCUCGACGCCUACCCUAAGGGCGAAAUCUUCGUCGGUCACGAGUCUAACGGGUACUGCAUUCGAGUGUCGAACACUGGGAACGGAUGCAAGGAUGCGCGCUUCCCCUUCCACCUGGUCACCCCCGAGAGGACAUAUUGCCUCGCCGCCACCACACACGAAGACAGAUCCGGCUGGCUUGCAGUCAUACAACAGACUAUAAAACGACCCCUCACACCACAAGACUCAGCCAUUGAAGCAGUGCUGGUUAGGAAGAGGACGACAUCAAACUCCAUGAACAUCUUCUCUGGUAGGUAGUUACUCUGCCAGUCUUACACGUACGCUGUAAGAUAAAUACUCGAGUGCAUAUUAUGUGUCUGUAACGUGAAACACAUGGACUGUUGGAUAUAUUUAACAACCGUUUCGAAAAUCUCCUUUAGUACCUUUAUAGAACCGCAUUUGAAAGACGUUUUUUGUCUGUAAAAAUUACGUUUACUAAAACUUGUGUUUGGUGAAAGUAAGUAAAAAUAACUAUUUAAGUAGUUAUUUAACAAUUGAUCACGUUUAGUUUGUUCUUUGUUUAAAUCUACUUUUACAUUGUAAUCAUAAAUUAUUUAAUAUGUAUUCUUUAGUUUUAGCACAACGUUGGGACUGAAUCGAUUAUGUGUUAAAUUAUUGAUUUUAUUUAUUUGUAAAGAUUUCAUGUGCGAAUUAUGAUUUUAUAUCACUAAGGUAUAUCCAGAAUAUCGAGAUAUAAACUUGGUUGAACGCACAAAUAUCAUGUAUUAUCUAGUAAUAGUAAUUAUACAUAUGAUAGUAGAAUCCAAAGUGUUUGUCGAAAUAUCAGUAAUAACAUUCAUAUUAUAUAAGACUUUAUAACGAUCAUGUGUAAUAAUCUACAAACCAUUUAUAGAAUAGCAUUAGACCAUUUACACGACGAGGAGUCUUAUAAUAGUGGUAUAAGGGAGUAUUUAUCUUGUUCCACUCAUCAGUAACAUCAAAAAUAAAAUCCGUAGGCUCUCUCAAUUUAGAUAUCCACGUAUGAAAAAGUAAUUAUUUUAAAAGAACUUUAUUUUUUUACUAUAAAUAAAUAUUUGAAUAAGCAAUAUUUGACGUCGUUUAAUGAUGAUGGUUAAUCGCUACUUUAGAAUGUAAAUGGAAUAUUAUAGAUAUGUGAUUAAUCAAGAAAUCUUUAAAAAUGAUUCGUUGACAAGAAAAUAGGGCGACUUAUCACAAGCGCUUAUAUGUAACAGCAUUGUCUUGACUUUACUUAUUUAAAUGAUAUAAAUUCUACGUUAUUUCAACUUAAUUUUCCCCCCUUUUUUGCGCCAAUAACAGAUGGUAUUAAGGUAAAAAAGACUGUUGACUCAUAAGCAUUUGGGGUAAGCUCAAAAGUGACUAUGUUUUUUAAGAUCAUAAUACCAAAAGAAGAAAAUUCUAAUUCAUUUCAGUUUUUUUAAGUAUCAAACACUUUCUUUUCGUAAUGUUACUGUGCUUAGUGGUGGAUUCUUAGGUAAAAAGUAUAUAUUGUCUAAUAUUCGCCUAUAUCGGCUCUCUUGUGUGCUUAAACUAAUUUACAAGAACAUACUAAUUAUAUUGUUUUGAUAUAGCUGUCCCUUAUAUUGUUGCUAGAUUCGGGUACUAACAAAAAUAGCUAAAUUUACCAAAUAUUUGGUUUUAAUUUGUAAAUAAAAUAUAACGGCCCAAGAAUCGCCUGUGAAAAUAUUUUUUUUUCAUUUAGGUAAACAGUAAUUUUAGUAAAUCCCAAUUAUCCUAUAUUCUUUGACCACUGGGCUUUAUUAGUUCAAAUAAUUAGAAAUUACCAAUGUUGACAUAAUGUUAACUACAAUUUUCAGACGUUUAUAAGACUGUCAAUUUUUAUAUAUCUUUUCCUACAACUCACUUAGUCCAAAUUCGUUUUAUAAGUAACAUUGAUUUCAGCUUGUUAUGCUUCUUCGCACUAAACAUUCGGUAUGACACUCUCAAAUGGGUUGUGAAACAAUCACAUUUUAGUUUAAACUAUUGAAACAGUACUUAUAUGGGUCCCAUACCCGUAUAAUAGAUUUUUUGUGCCCUGAAAGUUCCGUUAUAGGUUUGAGAUUGUGUCCUCCAAUAAAUGUAUCGAACGUCUAUCAUAAUUUAUCUUUGAAUUAUACUUACAAUAAAUAUUGUUUAUUCGUACAAAAAAAAUUAGAAAGUACCUAACUCUUAUUUUGUAAAGUGAAAUCUAAAAUUAGACAAACACGUGCUUUACGACCUUUUUGAGUGUGUUUAAUUAAAUAGAUAUUGUAUUUUCAUUAUCAUUAGGUAUCUAAUAAUGAUAAGGAUUUAUAAUAAUGCAACUAGCAAUGCAAUAAUGUAGCAUGCACUGGGAGUGCGAAUUAGUUAAUAGUAAUUCUGGAAUAAUGUAUUAAAUAAUUAUAUUAAAUAGACAAAAACAUUGUCACGUUAUUGCAAUGUUCAUGAUAUCGAGCAUUUCGUUUGAGUUGCAUUGAAAUGAACUAAUCUUUUACCUGACGGAAAUGGGAAAAAGUUAUGUUCAAAUAGGAAUAUUAAAAAUCCGUUCCUUAAUUCCCUAUAUAUUCAUAAUUUUCGCUAAUUCGUUAAUCCUAACUUAAUAUGCUGCGCACGGAAAGCGUGUUCCAGGGAGCACAUAGUAGGCGGCUACGUGUUCCCUGGAACACGCUACCCUUAGGCAUUGUUAUAUUUUCUCUUUAUAAAAGUACGUCUUACUAAUUUUUAUGACUUUUCUGAGUGACGAUCCUUGAUCAAUAUGUAAGCAUUUCAUCCUUGCCUCUUCCCUUCCAUUGCUAAUGCCUUCCUUAAAUAUGUUAAAUUAAAUGAUUAAACAACAAUCUUGCAAGAAUUUAAUCUAAGUAAUGUUAUUUUUAACAGCUAAUAAGAUAAACAUUGCAUUAUUAAGUAUUUAUCAAAUAAGAUCAAAUACUCUGGAAUAUUGGCUUUAAUUUAUGUUGUUUUUUAAACAUAAUGUAUCUGUAUAAAUGUGUAUAAAUAUCAUCACAAUUUAAAUACGGAGGAAAUGAUGAAAGUAAGAGUAAGGGGAGAGGGGAUUAAAGUUAGUUGAAUAACAUUUAGAAAUAAUUAUAAACAAUAUGAGUUAUUCUGUUUACGAUUUAUUAAAACAAAACUGUCUGCCGAAUAUUCAAAGGUUUCAUAAAAAGACUCAGCGUCGAAUUUAGAUAAAAAACAGUAGUAUUUAACUUCUAUAACAUUUAUAGGCAAAAUAAUUUAUUAAUAAAAUCAUAUUAUUCGUUAUUAAAUUUUAAAACUAUUGAGCAAAUUGUGAGAUAUAAAAAUAAAAACAAGUUAUAUAAGUAUACAAUUUUAAGACCUAUCGCCUUUUGAACUUCAGUUUAUGUUGUGUACCUAUUCAACUUUAGUAUGAUGCGUUUUCCAUAACAUGGCGCUACUCUAACGGUUUACAAUUCCAUGUUUAUAUAAAUCGAGCAUAACUUCUAUUCAGUAUAGGUAUGUUGAUAGAACUAAUAUUAGUGACAAAUUGAAUUAUACGUUUGAGCUGUUAAUUAAAAUGAAUCGUUUGAAUAUUCGACAGUCAGCUCUUUCGUAUAACGUCAAAAAGCUAGGAGACUACCAAAAAUAAUGGUAGAAUAGUAAGUUAGUACAUAUUUUUAGUAUAAUGUAUACUUUACGGACAUUUACAAUACAGGACUAUAAGCAAAUUGCUUGAUAAGGAGUAUGAAUAUAAUUCAUCUACGAUAGAGUAGCGUUGAGUAUGGAAUUUAUAAUAUUUGAUAAAAUUAAUUUUAGGAAUUUAUUAAGCGUUGCGUAAAAUCACUUAAAAAUUAGAUAAUGUUUGUCCAAAAUUAUAUUUUGUGACCAAGUGUGUUUUAUUGCAUACGAUUUGCGUGUAAUGUAAACAAUGUUUGAUGUAGGGCUUUUGGUUCGCCAGAGACUAAGGCGUCGUCCUAAUUGAAAACGAUUGUGCGAUGGCGCGAUGCGAUCUCAUCGUGCGAAAAUUAUGUACCUGUGCUCGUGCGACGGUUUACGAGCUGUAUUAGGACACCUCUGAAGAAGUCUGUAUGUUUGAAAAUCAUCGCACGACAAGAACGCAUCGUGUCAUCGUACGAUCAUUGCCAAUUAGGACGACGCCGUAUAGAUUUCGCAAUUUGUUACAAUCAAGGAGAUGGAACGUGGAAUCUUGAAGGAUCUUGUGAUUUUGUAAGCAAACCCAAAAUAUAAAAAAUGUGAUGCAGUCACUUCACUUGGCUAUUCAUGUUUGCUAUUCAUAAACUUGAUAAAAGUCUGUCCUUAUCAUGCCUUAUAGGGAAUGAAAAGGACAGACUGAUAUCAAGUCCACAAAUAGCAAAUACGAAUAGCUAAUCGUAAGUAAAGUGUCGGCAUAACGCAUUUUAUCAUUUGACUGCUUCAUUCAGAUUUCACUAGGACUGCGAACAUUAGUAAAAUUGUUAUAGAGUCAUCAAAAAACCAAUUUUAAUGUUUCCUAGAUAAUGUACAAUUUUGUUUAGCUUCGUAUUUGAAUAGAAAUUAGGUACUGCCACAGUAAUACCCAUAUUAUUAUAUAAAGGUACCUAUAGACUUUGUGGUGGAAAAUACACCGGUUAUACUUAGCGUAAGUUUAGUGUAAUUUUAUUUAAACAAUUUUUUACCAAAAUAUGCCUCGCUUAAGUUUACUUUAUAUUAUUUUUUGUAAAUAAUCGAAAUAGUUUAUUGAUUAGUGUGCUCUGACAUAAUAUUAUGUUCUUAAACUGUUCUUAUAUAUAAAAAACAAUAAACUUGUCACCGCUAA